Amaranthus tricolor (Joseph's coat) is the source of this 337-nucleotide messenger RNA. RefSeq lists its product as uncharacterized. Bases 1 to 261 code for a protein of 86 amino acids. NCBI's taxonomy places the organism in Eukaryota, Viridiplantae, Streptophyta, Magnoliopsida, Caryophyllales, Amaranthaceae. The transcript has a single exon. The record is from RefSeq and is a predicted model, not a curated record.
AUGAGUUCAGUAAGAAGUAGAUCAUGGAUAGUAAUGGCGGCUGUUGAAGGCAUGAAAGAUCAUGGAUAUGCAAGAUGGAAUCAUACAAUAAGGUCCCUUCAACAAUAUACUAAGAAUAAUAUCAGAUCUUACUCCCAGGCUAAGAAGCUUUCUGGGCCAUCUUCAUCUGUAAUUUCCCAGAAUGUUAGGGAUCAUAAAUUGAAACAAUCUGAAGAAUCUCUUAGAAAAGUUAUGUAUUUAAGCUGUUGGGGACCUAAUUAAUCUUUUUCCCCUUUCGUAUAGUUGAUCAUUGUAUUGAUAUAAAUAUAGUUAAAUGAAGAUUAUAUGGUUUAAUCUA